Gavialis gangeticus (Gharial) is the source of this 6930-nucleotide messenger RNA. It is a transcript of the gene GREB1L, whose product is annotated as growth regulation by estrogen in breast cancer 1 like. Lineage: Eukaryota; Metazoa; Chordata; Crocodylia; Gavialidae. Gene Ontology annotation, biological process: multicellular organism development; kidney development. The transcript has 35 exons. The coding region runs from base 279 to 6194 and encodes 1971 amino acids. The record is from RefSeq and is a predicted model, not a curated record.
UCCCUCAGGCCCGGAGACCGGCUCCCACAGGAGGCGCCCGGCGGUAGCAGCGGCGGCGCGGGGCAGCGUCACGAGCUCUGACUUGCGUUGACUUACUCUGUUAUGCUGUGAUGUCACAGCUUCCGUGAAACUGCUUUGGGACAUGCUGGACUAUAAGAGACCAGGUACGAAAGAACCUAAAAAAUCUAGAUAACGUGGCAGCAGUUUUCUCAAACUCUUAGCUACGAGCUUUAAAAAUGAAUGCAUUUCGAAAAGGCUAAAAGAAACACAGGAAGAUAAUGGGGAAUUCAUAUGCAGGGCAACUGAAAUCUGCCCGCUUUGAAGAAGCUCUUCACAACUCUAUAGAAGCCUCUCUGAGAUGUAGCAGUGUUGUCCCACGGCCAAUCUUCUCACAGCUCUACCUGGACCCUGAUCAGCCUCCUUUCUUGCCGGAAGAUGUAAAACCAAAGGUGGAAGAACUGGACAAAGAGUUGGUGCAUCGUUACUCGCAGAAUGGAACCCUGGAUUUUUCUAAUAACCAAACUGUUAAUGAAAUGGAAGAUGAAGAGGAAGAUGAAGACAUGUCAGAUUCAAGUAGUCCACCAAUCCCAUAUUCGCAAAAACCUGCCCCAGAAGGGUCUUGCACUACUGAUGGUUUUUGUCAAGCAGGCAAGGAUUUGCGGUUAGUAUCCCUGUGUAUGGAACAAAUUGAUAUCCCAGCAGGCUUCCUGUUGGUAGGAGCCAAGUCUCCAAAUCUUCCUGAGCACAUUCUAGUGUGUGCUGUUGACAAGCGGUUUUUGCCAGAUGAUCAUGGAAAAAAUGCACUUUUAGGGUUUUCUGGGAAUUGUAUAGGCUGUGGAGAAAGAGGAUUCCGGUACUUCACAGAGUUUUCCAACCACAUAAAUCUGAAACUAACCACUCAGCCAAAGAAGCAGAAGCACUUAAAGUACUAUCUAGUAAGAAGCUCCCAAGGUGUACUAUCAAAGGGACCCCUUAUUUGUUGGAAAGAAUGUAGAAGCAGGCAAUCAUCUGCUGCUAGCCAUUCUGCUAAACCAAAUUCUUCGGUGUCACCAUCCACAACCCCGGAGGGUGGAUCAGCCAAUGGAUACAAAUCAGGGUUCACUCAGACAGAUUCCUCUGUAUUUAGUCCAACAAAAUCCUCUUCUGCCAUUAAUUUAAGUGGAACUCAAGAUCCGUCCCGGAACAAGAACAUAGUGAAACCACUGGCUUUGUCUGUGCAGCUUGUAGGAAAGACUUUUGCUACAGCUCCCCCGUCACUACGUGCCUCUGAUGUUGCUAAUGGAAACAGCAGUGGAGGAAGGAAUAAUGUUAUGAGCUCUACACUCUCUCGGCCUAUACCUCAUUCAACUUCCCCCAGCCCUGGUUGUGCUGCUGGAGACCAGGCGUCAAUGUCCAGUUCUGGACCACCAAAGAAACGACACAGGGGAUGGUCUCCUGGGUCACCAGUGCCCCCUCCUGGUUUAGUUGUACCUGUACCUACAAUUCGGCCUCUAGCAAGGACAGAGCCCCUUUUGUCAGUCCCAGUUCCUCAAUCAAUGUUAACUGGAAUUUUACAGCCUCAACCCAUCCCUGCAGGGGAGACUGUAAUAGUUCCUGAAAACCUGCUGAAUAACUCAGGAGUCAGACCAGUGAUUCUGAUAGGUUAUGGCACUUUACCCUAUUUCUAUGGAAAUGUUGGGGACAUUGUAGUAAGUCCCUUGCUGGUAAAUUGUUACAAGAGUCCACAGCUAGAGAACAAGGAUUUGGAUCUUUUGGGUUUGACUGGCAGUCAGUUACUAACUGUGGAGAACAUGAUUCUUUUAACUAUCCAGUAUCUCGUCCGGCUAGGUCCUGACCAGAUACCACUCAGGGAAGAGUUUGAACAGAUCAUGCUGAAAGCUAUGCAGGAGUUCACACUGAGAGAGCACUCCUUGCAAAUGAGCACUCAGUGUGUCUCAGUGUCACCAGGUCAGCUCCCUUGGCUUGCUAGGUUAAUUGCCAGUGUAUCUCGGGACAUGGUGCAUGUGGUGAUUACCCAGAAUUCUUUGGCUGAAGGUAUUUCGGAGACUCUGAGAUCCCUCAAUGAAAUGAAACAUCAGCAAAAACUACCAGAUUAUGUUGUUGCAAUUUGCGCAUCCAAGAUUAGAGGAAAUGAGUUCUGUGUGGUAGUUUUAGGUCAAUAUCAGUCUAGAGCCCUAGCAGAGAGUAUGCUUACAACCAGUGAAUUCUUAAAAGAGAUCAGUUAUGAGCUCAUCACAGGAAAAGUUAGUUUCCUGGCAUCGCAUUUCAAAAAUACAUCUUUGGGUGAUGAUUUGGACAAGUUGCUAGAGAAAAUGCAGCAUCAGCGAGGAGACAGUGUUGUAAUCCCUUUUAAUGGAGACGUUAAUGAAUGUUUAUCAUCUCAGGAGGCAGCUGCCAUGGUUUCAGGACAAGAACCAGAUUUGGAUGUUGACACUUUCCAGAUUUACCAGCCACAGCUUACUGUUGCCAGAAAGCUCUUGUCCCAAGUCUGUGCUAUAGCAGACAGUGGCAAUCAAAGUCUGGAUCUGGGCCACUUUAGUAAAGUAGACUUCAUCAUUGUAGUUCCUCGUUCAGAGGUCCUGGUCCAGCAGACUCUUCAACGGAUUCGACAAUCAGGUGUUCUUGUAGACUUGGGCCUUGAAGACAAUGGGACAGCCUAUCAGAGAGCAGAGAAAUACGUAGUGCGCCUUGACAAUGAGCUCCAAGCUAAGUUUGAAAUUUUUAUGAGACGGGUAAAGCAGAAUCCAUACACACUGUUUGUGCUGGUUCACGACAAUGCUCAUGUGGAUUUAACAAGUGCCAUCUCAAGUUCACUAUCACAUGGGGAACCCAGUCAUGGAUUGGCAGAUAGAGUUAUAAAUUGCAGAGAGGUUCUUGAGGCUUUCAAUCUCCUUGUUCUUCAGGUCAGCUCUUUUCCCUACACUCUACAAACGCAGCAGUCCAGGAUAAGCUCUAACAAUGAGGUACACUGGAUACAAUUGGACAAUACAGACGAUGUGGGCAGUGAAGAAAAGCUAUAUUUUGGCUUAACUGAAUAUAGCAAAUCUCUACAAUGGGGAAUCACAAGCCCCCUGCUGAGAUGUGAUGAAACAUUUGAAAAAAUGGUGAACACACUCUUGGAAAGGUACCCCAGGCUGCAUAGCAUGGUGAUUCGUUGCUACCUUCUCAUUCAGCAGUAUUCACAAGCUUUGAUCGCCCUCACAACCAUGGCUUCACUUAGAGACCACAGUACACCUGAGACCCUCAGCAUCAUGGAUGAUCUCAUCACUUCACCAGGAAAGGAUAAAAAUGGUUGUGGCCACAUGCUUAUUAUUAGAGUUCCCUCCUUGCAGCUGGCAAUGUUGGCAAAAGAGAGAUUGCAAGAAGUGCGAGACAAAUUGGGUCUGCAGUAUCGUUUUGAGAUCCUUCUUGGGAAUCCUGCUUCGGAGCUCUUGGUUGCCAAGCACUUUGUGACACGGUUAAAGGCUUGGAGAGGCAGUGAACAGGAUGACUGGGUUCCUCAUACCUACCAGGAUUUAGAAGGUCUACCUUGCAUUGUUAUCCUAACUGGCAAAGACCCUCUAGGAGAAACUUUCCCCAGGUCAUUGAAAUACUGUGACCUACGACUAAUUGACUCAAGCUUUUUAACUCGCACUGCCUUAGAGCAAGAAGUGGGCCUGGCAUGCUGCUAUGUCUCAAAAGAGGCAAUUCGAGGGCCUAUUGUAGCUCUUGACCUUAGUGAGAAGGAGCAUGAAAAGGCUAAUGUUAGUGAAAAUGACUCUGAUGAACUGCUGAUCGACUUGGAGAGACCCCAGAGUAAUAGCAGUGCAGUUACUGGAACAUCAGGUUCUUUAGCUGAAAAUGGUGUGAGCUCCUCCAGUGCUGCAGACAAGUCUCAGAAACAACCAGCAUCCCUUAACUUUCAGCAUGUAGCCCAUAGUUCAGUGGAUGAAGGAACUUACCCUGGCUUUACAUCUGGGGAGACUCUGAAACAAGAAUGCGACUCUCUGGGCAACCAGAUGGCAAGCAGCACCACUUCUAAGUUCUCGUCCUCAUCCUCUGCAUCCCAGACAUUUCGGUGGCCCAGCCAGUCUGCCAAGGAGGGCAAGACUCUACGUGCUGCACUGCCGCGCAUCGUCAUAUUGUCUAAAGCUGCCUAUUGUCUCCUUAGCUCACAGAAAAAUGGGCACUUGCCUUCCUCCUCUUCUCUUUUGCCUCAUGCUGACGUGUCUUGGCUGAACUCUUUGAGGUCUGUGCUUCACAAGGACAUGAAUAGUGAUGAGCAGUCUCUCUACUACAGGCAGUGGACCACAGCCAGGCAACAUCAUGCAGAUUACAGCAAUCAGGGUGAAACUGCUGGUUCCAGGAAUUUCCACCCACGACGACUGCUUCUGACAGGACCCCCUCAGGUGGGAAAGACUGGCUCAUACUUGCAGUUCCUCAGGAUUCUCUUUCGCAUGCUGAUCAGGUUACUGGAGGUUGAUGUAUAUGAUGAAGAAGAAAUUAACUGCGAUCAUGCAGAAAGUAGUGAAGUCACUCAGUCUAACAAUGAUCACUGGCCUGAUAUUGAAAUCUUCAGUAAAAUGACCUUUGACCUGAGUGUGCAUGACCCCAAAUACAGUUCCAUAAGUCCAGUGUAUACAGAACAACUAUCAAGAGUAAAACAAGAAAACAAUAAAGAAACUAAAAUUGAGGAGCCCAGAAAAAGAGAGACAGUGUCCAUGAUGUUGACCAAAUAUGCAGCUUACAAUACAUUUCAUCACUGUGAACAGUGCCAUCAGUACAUGGAUAUUAAUCCUACUGCACAGAUAUCUGACUCCACCUUGCAUGCUUUCACAUUUUCAUCUUCAAUGUUAGGAGAAGAGGUUCAACUUCAUUUUAUAAUCCCCAAGUCCAAGGAGAACCAUUUUGUCUUCAGCAAGCAGGGAAAGCAUCUGGAAAGCAUGCGUCUCCCUCUUGUAUCUGACAAGAAUCUGAAUGCAGUAAAGAGUCCCAUCUUCACUCCUUCCAGUGGUCGCCAUGAACAUGGCCUCUUGAACCUUUACCAUGCUAUGGAAGGCAUCAAUCACCUUCACCUCCUAGUGGUCAAGGAGUAUGAAAUGCCACUCUACCGUAAAUACUGGCCCAAUCAUAUCAUGCUAGUCCUGCCAGGCAUGUUCAACAAUGCUGGAGUAGGUGCUGCCCGAUUCCUUAUUAAGGAACUUUCCUACCACAAUCUAGAAUUGGAAAGAAACCGCUUAGAAGAACUAGGAGUUAAACGGCAAUGUGUCUGGCCGUUUAUUGUUGUCAUGGAUGACUCGUGUGUCUUAUGGAAUAUGCAUGGUGUCCAAGAACAGUCCAGCCAGUCCAUGGAGCCAGGGGCGACCAGUAAGAAUGUAUCUUUGAAGAGUGUUCUACAGCACAUUGAAGCCACACCAAAAAUUGUUCAUUACGCAAUCCUGGGUAUUCAGAAAUGGAACAGCAAGUUGAAUUCCAGGAAAUCAAAAGCUCCAUUCUCCAGGUGCCAUGUGCAUGACUUCAUACUGCUCAACAUAGACCUGACCCAGAAUGUGCAAUAUGAUCUAAACAGGUACUUCUGUGAAGAUGUAGAUUUCAACCUGAGAACAAACAGCAGUGGCCUGCUUAUCUGCCGCUUUAACAACUUCAGUGUCAUGAAGAAACACAUUCAAGUUGGAGGGCAAAAGGACUUUGUCAUUAAGCCAAAAAUUAUGGUAUCUGAAAGCCUGGCUCCAAUAAUGCCUCUGCAGUACAUCUGUGCUCCAGACAGUGAACAUACACUUCUGGCUGCCCCAGCUCAGUUCCUUCUGGAGAAAUUCCUUCAGCAUGCAACUUACAAACUCUUCCCAAAGGCGAUCCAUAAUUUCAAGAACCCUGUACUGGCCAUUGACUGCUACCUGAACAUUGGAGCCGAGGUGGCCAUAUGCUAUGUCAGUUCCCGCCCGCACUCUGUCAAUGUCAACUGUGAGGGGGUGUUUUUCAGUGGACUGCUGUUGUACCUCUGUGACUCUUUUGUAGGUGCAGACCUUCUUAAGAAGUUCAGAUUCCUGAAAGGUGCCACCUUGUGCGUCAUAUGCCAAGACAGAAGCUCGUUACGUCAAACAAUAGUCCGUUUAGAGUUGGAAGAUGAGUGGCAGUUCCGUCUCAGAGAUGAGUUUCAAACUGCCAACAGCAGCGAUGACAAACCACUCUAUUUUCUGACUGGGCGUCACAUUUAAAUCGGAGAGGAGACCAAGUAACAAAGGGAAAAAGAACUUGACAGUUUGGUUUUUUGUUUGUUUGUUUUGUUCUUUUAAAGUACAAUCACUGUGGAGCAAAGUGCAACCAUUAUUUAUCUAGACUACUCUAAAGGAUUCCCCAAAAAAUUAAACUAGAUUUAUUUUUAGGUAUAAACUUAUCACUUUGGUUAUGAUUAAAGGAUCUUGGAGUUGAGAUGAUUCCUCAUCAAUUGAUAUAUGUGACUAACAAUACAGCAUAUAUUAGCUAUGUUCUGUGAUUACAGGAGUAGGACAUAUUUUGUUUAAUCAAGAGGGGUUUUUUUGUACUAUGCUAAGCUAGGGGAAAAACUGCCUUCAGCAUCCACUAGCCUGAAUGUUACAUGACUCUCACUAGUCGUGUGGAAUUCAUUGAAGAUAACAUGCUGAGGAGAGCCCUCCAUUUCUCUUCAGAUCUGUACUUUAGUACAGUAAUACUCAGGGGUUUGAAAUUACAAAGUAACUUAGAUAUUUGUAUUAAAAGGAAUAGUCUUGUUCUCUCUGUGCAGUGUUAGUUUAAGAUUUGUAAUUGUAUAUGUAUUGAAACUCUUUGGCAAAUUUUCCACAGGAGUUAAAGUUUACUACUUAAACCCGAACAAAUCAGUAAAUGCAUGGCAGGUAUUGUACACGCAGGUUCUCUACAUUAUUUCACCUCUUUAACAGUCUGCUCUGUAGGUAGAAUAACUGGCUACUAUAAUGA